GGAGUGACGCGUGGCCGCCGGCACCCGGAGCUCCUGGGCACACGGCAUUGGCAGGGGACGCUUCGGCAGAGUGAUGACUGAUGAUGAGUCCGAGAGCGUCCUCUCCGACUCCCGUGAAGGGUCGGAGCUGGAGCUGCCUGUUAUCCAGCUGUGCGGGCUGGUGGAGGAGCUCAGCUAUGUAAACUCUGCUCUCAAAACUGAGACUGAGAUGUUUGAGAAAUAUUACGCUAAACUGGAGCCCAGGGAUCAGCGACCUCCACGAUUAUCAGAAAUUAAGAUAGCAGCAGCAGAUUAUGCACAGUUUCGAGGAAGGCAUAGAUCCAAAUCCCGGACAGGCAUGGACCGUGGGGUAGGCCUGACUGCCGACCAAAAACUUGAGCUUGUACGAAAGGAGGUGGAAGACAUGAAGGAUAACUUAUGGCACAUGAGGGCAAAUGCGGAACGCGACCUGCAGCAUCAUGAGGCCAUCAUUGAGGAGGCUGAAAUUCGAUGGAGUGAAGUUUCGAGAGCAGUGCAUGAGUUUGAAAAAGAUAUUCUAAAAGCCAUAUCCAAGAAGAAAGGGAGUAUUUUGGCCACUCAGAAAGUGAUGAAAUACAUUGAGGACAUGAACCGCCGGAGGGAUAAUAUGAAGGAGAAAUUACGUUUGAAAAAUGUUUCUCUCAAAGUUCAGAGGAAAAAAAUGCUUUUACAAUUGAGGCAGAAGGAAGAGGUGGGUGAGGCCCUUCAUGAUGUUGAUUUUCAGCAUUUGAAGAUAGAGAACGCUCAAUUUCUCGAGACAAUUGAAGCAAGGAAUCAAGAACUGACCCAGCUAAAGCUGUCAUCUGGAAACACUCUGCAGGUUCUCAGUGCCUACAAAAGCAAGCUUCACAAGGCAAUGGAAAUAUACAUCAAUCUGGACAAGGAGAUCUUGCUGAGAAAAGAGCUACUUGAAAAAAUUGAAAAAGAAACACUACAAGUAGAGGAGGUUCUGGCCAUUCUGCAUCUGGGAAUAUACCCAAAAGAAUUGAGAAGGGAAUUGAACAGAUUUUUGUACACUGAUGUUGACAGCACCAUUCUUCACAAUAGCCAAGAAGUGGAAGCAACCCAAGUGUCUAUUGAUGGAUGAAUGGAUAAACAAAAUAAAUAAAAUGUGGUAUAUCCAUACAACGGAAAAUCAUUCCACCUUAGAAAGGAAGGACAUUCUGACACAUACUACCAUGUGUAGGAAACUUAAGGACAUUAGGCUAAGUGAAAUAAGCCAGUCACAAAACGACAAAUACUGUUUGAUUCCACUUAUAUGAGGUACCCAGAGUAGUCAAAUUCAUAGAGACAGAAAGUGGAAUGGUGGGUGCCAGGGGCUGGGAGAGGAGGGAAGGAGGAGUGAUUGUAUAAUGGGUACAGAAUUUCUGUUUUACAAGACAAAAAGAGUUCUGGAGAUGGAUGGUGGUGAUAGUUGCACAAGAAUGUGAAUGUACUUAAUGCCACAGAACUGUAUAGUUAAAAAUGGUUAAAAUGAUAAAUUUUAUAUUAUAUAUAUAUCUUAUAAUUAAAAGACAUGGAAGUGAAUUGAGUCUGAUCAAAGUAUACUUAAAUACACAAUCUUUCACACACAGAAACCCUAAGAAGUCAAAAUAAGUACAACAUAUUCCUUAAUAAAGGAGAGGAAGAGGAAGGAGGGAAGGAAAGGAAAGGAAAAGGGAAAGGAAUGAAAGAAACAAGACUAUUUAGACUGCACUAGGUGUUUCUGAACUGGCUUAAAAUAUGUUUUGCAAAAAAAUCAGAAUCUUGUGAUUCCCACCCCUCCCCAACCUCUUUGAAAAUGUAAACAUUAUUUUUGG
Messenger RNA from Symphalangus syndactylus (siamang), 1817 nucleotides. It is a transcript of the gene CFAP263, whose product is annotated as cilia and flagella associated protein 263. The record is from RefSeq and is a predicted model, not a curated record. Gene Ontology annotation, cellular component: axoneme; ciliary basal body. NCBI's taxonomy places the organism in Eukaryota, Metazoa, Chordata, Mammalia, Primates, Hylobatidae. Gene Ontology annotation, biological process: cilium assembly.